ACAGAGUUCUCAGAGCAGCAAUUCAUGAAGUGGGUCAAGUUUGUUGGCAGUCUGAAACACUCUCUGUUCAAGGCUGCAAAGAAUAAGCUCUUCCCUUCUUAUACAAUCACUGUUGCCAAGAACCCAUCUGCUGGAGACUUUACCAAAAUUCAAGACGCCAUUGAUUCUCUUCCUUUUAUCAAUCUUGUGAGGGUGGUCAUCAAGGUCAAACCAGGAGUUUACACGGAGAAGGUGAAUAUACCUCCAUUAAAAUCGUUCAUAACCAUAGAAGGAGCAGGAGCAGAUAAAACAAUAAUUCAAUGGGGAGACACAGCUCAAACUCCAGGAGCAAGAGGCCAACCUAUGGGCACCUACAAUUCUGCUACUUUUGCUGUCAAUUCCCUUUAUUUUAUAGCCAAAAACAUCACAUUCAAGAACACAACGCCAGUUCCCGCUCCAGGAGCUGUAGGGAAACAAGCAGUGGCGUUUAGGAUAUCAGGCGACACAGCAACAUUAUUGGGUUGUAAAUUUUUAGGAGCACAGGACACUCUGUAUGAUCAUCUGGGUAGACACUAUUACAAGGAUUGUUACAUUGAAGGCUCUGUUGAUUUCGUCUUUGGCAAUGGCCUCUCUCUGUUUGAGGGAUGUCACGUGCAUGCAAUAGCACAGAAUGCAGGGGCACUAACAGCACAAGGAAGAAGCAGCAUACUAGAAGACACUGGGUUCUCCUUUGUGAAUUGUAAAGUGACAGGUUCAGGAGCUCUGUACUUGGGCAGGGCUUGGGGUCCCUUCUCAAGGGUUGUCUUUGCUUAUACUUACAUGGACAACAUUAUUCUGCCCAAGGGCUGGUAUAACUGGGGUGACCCCAGCCGUGAAAUGACGGUGUUUUAUGGGCAAUAUAAGUGCACAGGACCAGGAGCAAGCUUUGCAGGGAGGGUGUCUUGGUGUAGAGAACUCACUGAUGAAGAAGCUAAACCUUUCAUUUCUCUUAGCUUCAUUGAUGGCUCUGAAUGGAUCAAAUUAUAA
Molecule: messenger RNA, 1005 nt
Organism: Carica papaya (papaya)
Lineage: Eukaryota; Viridiplantae; Streptophyta; Magnoliopsida; Brassicales; Caricaceae
Product: Pectin lyase-like superfamily protein
Biological process (GO): pectin catabolic process; cell wall modification
Molecular function (GO): pectinesterase activity
Source: RefSeq, a predicted model, not a curated record